GUUGCCAUUAUUUUAUAUAGUUUCCUCAUCACUUGAGAAUGACAGGCUUAUUAAUUUGAUAAAAAACUGUAUCCAGUAAAAAUACGGAAUGGUCUGUGUAAGCUCUGGAGUACAACUGUCAGUGAUGCUGAGUGAACGAACUCCCACGUCAACUACAAGCUGGAACAAGUCAGGAUAUGUCGCUCAAGAUACAAAUACCAGUCAGCCUUUUACUUCUUCUUGGAGGAUAUCCUCGCGAGUAUAAGGUAAUCAUUAUGAUUAUACUUUUACCUUAUGCUUCCGAGGAUAUGCUU
Molecule: messenger RNA, 293 nt
Organism: Acanthoscelides obtectus
Lineage: Eukaryota; Metazoa; Arthropoda; Insecta; Coleoptera; Chrysomelidae
Source: the annotation of a GenBank genome assembly